Agrilus planipennis (emerald ash borer) is the source of this 1468-nucleotide messenger RNA. Its product is annotated as NADH-cytochrome b5 reductase 2. The record is from RefSeq and is a predicted model, not a curated record. Gene Ontology annotation, molecular function: FAD binding; oxidoreductase activity. NCBI's taxonomy places the organism in Eukaryota, Metazoa, Arthropoda, Insecta, Coleoptera, Buprestidae. The transcript has 6 exons. Gene Ontology annotation, cellular component: mitochondrion. The coding region runs from base 359 to 1309 and encodes 316 amino acids.
UAUCUAUGGUCUAUUAUUAUUAAAAAAAAUGGAAUUUAUAAGAAUAUUAGUAAAUGCAAUAAAGUAAAUGUGUUUUUUGUUCUCAAAUACACGCUUUCAUAUUGUACUUUGCCUUUUUAACUUUUUUAAACUAUGAUUAAUUUACAAGUGCAAGAACAAGAAGUGUUUUUUUUUGUCAGUUUUAUUAACAGUUAAAAAAAACGUUAAAGUCCUGCAAAACCUCCAAAAAUGUCUUUAUCUAACGGGAUAAAAUAAUAUGAAUUAUAAAUCGUAACUUUAAAAGGUUACUUCAUCAGUGACAUUCACAUAUCUUGUUCCUAAACCUUAUGUUUGAAUUGUUUUUUGUUUAAUCUUAAAAAUGAGUGAUAUAGCUUCAAUAAAGGACGACUCAUUUGAGGUGCUACCGUUUGCUCUUGGAAUAGGCAUAAUCGUUAUAAGCGCAGUGAUAUACCAGUUGUUUUUUUCUAAAACUGGCAUAAAAGGUGGUAAAAAGAAGAAAUUAGUUACUUUAGAGGAUCCUCAGAAGAAGUAUGCAUUGCCACUGAUAGAAAGACAUGAAAUUAAUCACGACACUAGAAGGUUCAGAUUUGGACUUCCUUCACCUAAUCAUGUUUUGGGUCUUCCAAUAGGACAACACAUUCACUUAAGCGCAAAAGUAGGAGGCGAUUUAAUAAUUAGGUCUUACACACCAGUUUCAACAGACGACGAUUAUGGAUACGUGGAUUUGGUGAUAAAAGUUUAUUUCAAAAAUGUUCACCCUAAAUUUCCAGACGGGGGAAAAAUGUCACAAUAUUUGAACAACAUGACAUUGGGGGAGACUGUUGAUUUUAGGGGUCCAUCUGGCCGUUUACAGUACAUUGGCCCAGGGAAAUUUUUGAUUAAAAAACUACGCAGCGAUCCUCCUCAAGAAGUAAAUGUGUCGAAAAUUAACAUGAUAGCUGGAGGUACUGGAAUUACUCCUAUGCUUCAGCUAAUACGACAUAUAACAAAAGACCCCCUGGAUAAUACAAAAUUGACAUUAUUAUUUGCUAAUCAAAGUGAAGGAGAUAUUUUAUUGCGAGAUGAGUUGGAAGAGGUAGCCAAAAAUUAUCCUGAGCAAUUCAAACAUUGGUACACCAUUGAUAGAGCAAGUGAUGGAUGGAAGUAUAGUGUAGGAUUCGUGAAUGAUGUUAUGAUCAAGGAGCAUAUGUAUCCUCCAAGUUCUACUACAUUGGUUUUAAUGUGUGGUCCACCUCCGAUGAUUCAAUUUGCAUGUAUUCCAAGUUUAAAAAAUUUGGGAUAUAAUGAGAAUUUGCAUUUCUCCUAUUAAUAAUAAACAUUUUUACUAUUAAGUCAUGCAAAAGAUGGAAAAAUGAUGGUCACUUUAUUUUAGUUCUAUUCACAAUAAUAUUUUUAUUGUAUAUAUGUAGUAGUAGUAUGAUUUUCUGCAUUUUUCAUUCUAAGUUGUAUACAUUUCGUUGGCAAUAAU